CCCUACGACCUACUUAAGCUUUUUCAUACCAUAAUGCUUAUCAAUUAUCAUUUGAUAUACUUCUUCACAUUACAACUUCUGAAGUUCUCUGGUCCUAUUUUCAGUUUCUUCGCCAGAUCAAUUCAUAAAAUAAACGCAAAUAAUAAUUAGGUCCUUCCUCGUUUUCCAAAUACAAAGCGGCAGAAGGUUCCAGAAAGGGGGGAAAAUGUGAGUGGCAGAAGCAUCUGGCUAGAAAAAAUGUAGAAAUUAAUAGAGUUGUUGCUGCGCUGGAGAAUAGGAGAGCUUGUUCCUCUUUCUAAUAAGCUGCUUCUCUAAUGGAUUAAAAAGGGAAGGAGAUGUGAUUGUCAUCUAGAAAAUCUACCGUAAACAUGGAGGCUUAUGCAUCUAAAAUUGUAGAGAGAGUCACAGAUUUUAUACUGGAUGUGAGUAUUCGACAUCUUAGUUACAUUAUCUGUUACAAGGGCAACCUUGAUGAACUAAAUAGCAGCAUUGUUGCUCUUGAGGGAGAAAGAGAUAAUGUGAAACAUGAUGUUGAUGAUGCUGAAAAUAAUGUAAAAGGAAUUGAAUCUAAUGUGAGAGCCUGGUUUGACAAGGUGGAGAAAAAGAUAGAAGAUUGCACGGAGUUUCAGGCUGAUGAUGCUCACAAAAAGACAGGGUGUUCUAGGGGUAUUCUUCCUUUCUUGUGGUAUAGACAUAAACUGGGAAGGAAAGCUAGGAAAAUGACGAUGGAUAUCAAGUUGCUGAAGGAUGAAAAGUUUACCAAAGUUUCUUAUCGGCAGCAUCCAAGCUCUGCAGAUAUUGCUUUGUCUAAUGCUGGCUAUGAGGAAUUUGAAUCUAGAAAAGAUAUAAUGAAAAAGAUAAUGGUAAAACUUGAAGAUUCUACUGUGAGGAUGAUUGGAGUGCAUGGGCCAGGUGGUGUUGGCAAGACCACUUUAGUUAAAGAAAUUGCUAAGGAGGCUAGAGAUAGAAAGUUGUUUAGUGUGGUGGUUAUAGUAAGCAUAACAAAAAAUCCAAAUCGACAAAAAGUUCAAGAAGAAAUUGCAUACAAUUUGGGAUUGACUUUUGAAGGGGAAGGUGAGAUUGGGAGAGCAGAUCGUUUAAGGAGAAGAUUGAUGCAAGAGAAGGAGAACACCCUUGUGAUACUUGAUGAUCUUUGGGAUGGAUUAGACUUGAAUAUGUUAGGGAUACCAUUUGAUGAUGAUGAUUUAGGCCACGUGACUAUGAAAGAUAGGUUGGACUUUGGCUGCCAAAUGACCCAGGUGGAAAAACCAUCUAGUCAUUAUGAUGGUAACAAGUUGUUGGAUUCAGGAAGUACAUCAGGGACCUUACCCAAUGAGGUGUGUUUGAGACAGGAGAGUGGCAAAAGUGAAAAGGGUUUCAGCUACAAAAUGGUGAAAGAUGAAAAUUUUUCUGGUGUCUAUAGAGGGUGCAAAAUUUUGCUUACUUCAAGAAUUAAAGAGGUACUUUCUGGUAAAAUGAAUGUUAAGGAAAAUUCAAUUUUCCCUGUGAUGGAGUUGAAAGACGAGGAAGCUGUGAAAUUAUUUAAGGCAGCAGCUGAAAUAGAUGAAGAUUCCAAGUUUGAACCAGAAAUUGUUAAGAAGCAUUGUGGAGGGUUACCUAUGGCAAUACUUACUGUUGGAAAGGCACUGAAGAAUAAAAGCAAGUUAGUGUGGGACGAGGUCCUAGAAAAACUCAACAAGCAGGAACUAAUGGGAGUGCAAAAAUCUAUGGAGAUUUCUGUGAAGAUGAGUUACGACCAUCUAGAAAGUGAAGAGCUCAAGUCCAUUUUCUUACUUUGUGCGCAAAUGGGUCACCAACCAUUAAUUGUGGACCUGGUGAAGUAUUCCUUUGGUUUGGGUAUACUUAAAGGUGUCCAUACACUAAAAGAUGCUCGUGAAAGAAUACGUACAUCAAUCCAGAAGCUGAAAGAUUCAAGUCUGAUGCUGGAAGAAAAUUCUAGUGAUCAUUUCAAUAUGCAUGAUAUGGUUCGGGAUGCUGCUCUGUCUAUAGCACAAAAGGAACAUAAUGUAUUUACCUUGAGAAAUGACAAGCUAGAUGAUUGGCCCAGCGAACUUGAGAGGUGCACUGUUAUUUCUAUAUACAAAAGUGAUAUCGUUGAUGAGCUCCCUGAAGUUAUAAAUUGUCCUCAGCUUAGGGUCUUCCAUAUUGACGGUGAUGAUCUUCCUUUGGAUAUACAUGACAAGUUUUUUGAAGGAAUGAAGAAACUCAGGGUGUUAAUAUUGACUGGAAUUCAUCUAUCAAGCCUACCAUCUUCAAUUGAAUGCUUAUCAAACCUCAGAAUGCUUUGUUUGGAGAGAUGUGUUCUAGGUGACUUGUCCAUCAUAAGAUAUCUGAAAAAGUUAAGAAUUCUCAGCCUUUCAGGAUCCAAAAUUAAAGCUUGGCCGGGUGAUUUAGAGGGCUUGAGUAAGCUACAUUUGUUGAACAUUAGCGACUGUACCAUAGCCAAUUCAAUUCCACCUAAAUUUAUAUCAAGCUUGACUUGUUUGGAAGAGUUGUAUAUGAGAAAGAGCUUGAUUAAUAUGGAAGUGGAAGGAGAGACAAAUCAAAGUCAAGUUUCAAUUCUUUCUGAGCUGAAGCAGUUGCAUCAAUUGAAACUUGUAGAUAUGUGCCUCCCAAGUGCUGAAGUUUUGCCACCGGAUGUGUUCUUUGACAAGCUAGAUGAUUACAAGAUUGUGAUAGGAGAUUUCAAGAUGCUUUCAAUCAGUGAUUUCAAGAUGCCAAACAAGUAUGAAGCUUCAAGAACUUUGGCGCUCCAGUUAAGAUCUGGCAAAAACAUUCACACCCUCAAAGGAAUAAAAAUGCUGUUUAAGAGAGUGGAGAAUCUGCUAUUGGGAGAGCUGAAUGGAGUUCAAAAUGUUUUCUAUGAGCUGAGUUUGGAUGGAUUCCCAAACCUUAAACACUUGUCCAUCAUAAAUAACUCUGGCAUUGAAUAUAUUGUGAACUCAAUGGAAAUGUCACACCCUCAUAUAGUUUUUCCCAAUCUAGAAUCUCUCAACCUCUUCAACUUGAUGAACAUAAAGGAGAUAUGUUGCAGUCCUGUUAGAGGUGCCUCGUUCUCCCAAUUAAAGACCAUCAAGGUCAAGAUGUGCACUCAACUGAAGAAUAUAUUCUCCUUUUACAUUGUUAAAUUUCUUACUAGUCUGAAAACAAUUGAUAUCUCUAAAUGUGAUUACUUGGAGGAGAUUGUUCUUGAGGAAAGAGAAGUGUCUGAUAAGGUUGAGUUUCAUAAGUUAUGCUCUUUGACACUGCAAGAGUUGCCGUCAUUUAUUGGUUUCUACACCAAUAGCAAGAUGAUCUCCAUGCCUCAGUUGAUGGACAGGGAAGAAAGAAGAACUGAUCACGUAGAAAGUGUCAACUUACAGGAUGAGCAGUGUGUCAGGACUUCAUUUUCUCUCUUUGGUGAAAAGGUUGAAAUCCCAAACUUGGAGAGCUUGAAGGUUUCAUCAAUUGACAUCGAUUAUAUAUGGAGUGACCAAAUUUCAUGUUUCCGCUUUGAGAACUUAAUAAAAUUAACUGUGGAAGUUUGUUGUAACUUGACCUAUUUAUGUUCACUGUCUGUUGCUAAAAGUUUGAACAAACUGAAAGGUCUUUUUGUAAGUGGGUGCCGGAAGAUGGAAAAGUUAUUCAUCACUGAAGGAAACACUGAUGACUAUUCAGAGGAUCACAUCUUUCCUAAGUUGGAAGAAAUCCAUCUCACUAAUAUGGGGAUGUUAAAGGACAUAUGGCCAGUUAAAGUCCAUGCCGGUUCCUUUCCUAAACUCAUUUCUGUGCAUAUUGAUGGGUGCAAAAAGCUUGGAAAGAUUUUUCCUAGUCACAUGGAAGGUUGCUAUCAGAGUUUAGACAGCUUGAAAGUUAUCAAUUGUGAGGCAGUGGAAGUUAUUUUUGAAUGUCCUUUAAAAAAGGAUGCAUCUCUAGCUGACAUGAAAUUGCAACUUAUUCUCUUACAAAGUCUCCCAAAUCUGAACAAAGUUUGGAGCAGAGAUCCAGAAGGUGUUGUUGACUUCAAAAGUUUGCGAAGUAUAAAGGUUUCUAAUUGUAAAAAAUUGAGCAAUGUCUUGCCUGCUUCUAUAGCCAAAGGUCUUAAAAAACUUGAAGAAUUAUCGAUAAAGUCAUGUGGUGAAGUGGAGGAAAUUGUUGAUGCAGGAUCAGAAACAAACAAUGAACAAUUGGAGUUUCCAGAAGUAACCUCCAUGGAAUUAUGUUAUCUACGUAACAUUAGGCAUUUCUAUAACGGGAGACAAAGCAUAGAAUGCCCAAAACUGAAGCGGUUGGUUGUAAAUAAUUGUGUGAAGCUGAGAGCAUUCACAACUGAUGAAGAAGGAAUACCGGUUUUCUCAGCAGAAAAGGUAAUCUCUAACUUGGAGUAUAUGGAUAUUGACUCAAAAGAAGCAAAGUGGUUGAAGUGCAACAUACGGAAGUACCAUAUGCAUUGCUUGAAACAGCUUUGCUUGCGGUCACUGCCAAAUGUUGAGAUUCUCUACUGGUUUCUGCAUCGAAUUCCUAAUCUAGAAAGAUUGGAAUUGAGUUACCCUCAUGAUGACAUUCAAGAGUUAGUGCCAAGUGGAAAUACAGCACUUCAGGAAAGGUUGGGAACGGUACUACAGCUUAAGGAACUGGUUGUCACCUCAUCAAACAUCAAAGAUAUUGGAUUUGAAAGGGACCCAGUUCUUCAGAGAGUAGAGCGCUUGGUCCUAUUUUACUGCAGAAAAUUAAUCAACUUGGUGAAACCCUCACUGUCCUUAACUCACUUGACAUACUUGGAAAUACAUUGUUGUUCUGAAUUGAAAAGCUUAAUGUCAUCUUCAACUGCAAAGAGCUUGGUUCAACUCACAACAAUGAAGAUAAGCGAUUGUAAAUUGAAGGAAAUAGUCACCAAUGAGGGAAAUGGCAUAGAGACACAGGUGAAUAUUGUAUUUGGCAAGUUGAUAACAAUAGAAUUUAGGUCACUGAAAAAACUCACAAGUUUUUGUAGCUGUAAGAACUGUGAGUUUUCAUUCCCAUCGUUGGAGAAACUGAUUUUGAGAAAUUGCCCAAAGAUGACAACGUUCACAGAGAGUGACAUAAAAGCACCAAAGCUACAAAAUGUACUUUCCGUUGAUGAAAGAGAGGAGGAGAUAUGGUAUUGGGAAGGUGAUUUGAAUGCCACAAUUAAAAAGGCCUUUGCUGAAAAGGUUUCUUUUGAAUACACAUCUCAUCUUAAGCUUUCCCAUUAUCCCGAGUUAGAACAAGUAUGGUGUGUUAAAUACUUGGCGCAACGGAAUAGCUUUCACUGUCUGAAAACUUUGUCGGUGGAGAAUUGUGGUUUUCUUGUGCAUGUAAUUCCUUCUCAUUUGCUUCCUUACUUCAAGAAUUUAGAGGAAUUGGUAGUUGCCAGUUGUGAUCAAGUGCAAGUCAUCUUUGAGAUAAAUGUUAAAGGGGUGACAGAAAUGUUGGGAAUGUUCCGUUUGAAAAAGUUGUCCAUAGGGAAUCUACCAAAGCUGGAGCAUGUGUGGGACAAUGAUCCUCACAGUAUUAUUGGCCUUAGAGUUCUGCAAGAUGUGAGAAUUUAUCAAUGCCACAGCCUCAAAUACGUUUUUCCAGCAUCCAUGGCUAAAGAUCUUACCAUGCUCAAAAAGCUAUCAGUUGAAAGCUGUGAGCAAUUGGUUGAAAUUUUUGGGGACAACGAAACAGCUCUAGAAAGGGAUACUAAAUCAUUUGUGUUUCCUAGUCUUAAAUCAUUGAUGCUAAACACAUUGCCAUUGCUCAAAUGCUUCUAUCCUGGAUUGCACAAGCUAGAUUUUCCUGUGCUAAAGGAACUACAAUUACAUCCAGGUAAGUGGGUUAUACUGAAUUGUCAAGAGGCUUAUCCAGAGGAGCAAGUCUCUAUCACUGUAGAAAAGGUUCAUCUCCUGCUUCCAACUUUAGAAAGAUUGUCAUUUAAUAUAGGAAAUGGUACAGUGACUUUGGAUUUGAAGUCUCUAGGGUUGGAAUUUAAUUUUCUUUCUUUCCAACACUUAAAAGAAGAGAGAGACAGUGUUCUAUACCGAUUCCUUCAAAUGGUUCCCAAUGUAGAAAAGCUUGAAGUGAAAUACGGUUGCUUGAAAGAGAUGUUCUCCAAAGACAGGCUUAAUGCUGAUUGUGCUGGAAUCCUCUCACAUCUUAAAGAAUUAAGGCUUGAUUCUUUAUAUUCUCUCAAAUCCAUUGGCUUAGAGCACUCUUGGGUGCACUCUAUUCCCGAAAAUAUGCAAACAUUACAAGUCGAAUCGUGUGGUGCUUUGAAGAACUUGGUGCAAUGCACGGUAUCCUUCUCAAAUCUAACAAAUUUGGUUGUAAAAUAUUGCCACAAUAUGCUAUAUUUGUUCACAACUUCAACCGCCAAAAGUUUGGGUCAUCUUGAGAGGAUGGAAAUACAAAAUUGCGGAUCAUUGCAAGAAAUAGUGUCCAUAGAGGUUGGCAAAUCAUCCAUAGGUGGAAAUGUAAUAUUUAAGCAACUACGGUCUUUGAUUCUUGAAAACUUACCAAAACUCGCAUGCUUUUACCCGGGGAAUCUUACUUUAUCUUUCCAAUCCUUGGAAGAAGUAUCCAUAUUUAACUGCCCUUUGAUGAAAAUGUUCUGCCCAUGUGUGGAAAUAAACCAACAUUCAAACCGGUCGCCAGGAGUUGGACUCAUCAAAGAUGGAUAUUGGGAAGGUGAUUUUGGCACUACCAUCCGCAAGAUGUUUGAGAAAAAGAUUGCAGAAUCUGCAUGUAAUUCACAAUAUUUGAGGCUUAGCCCCUGUUAUCAAGAGAUAUGGUACGGCUCGAUGCCAGUCCCAGAUGCAUGCUUCAGUAAUUUGGAGUCCUUGGUUAUGGAAGGGUGUGAAUUUUUGUCAGAAGUAAUACCUUUCGAUUUACUUCCCUUGUUAAAUAAGAUACAGAGUUUGGAAGUUCGGAACUGUCAUUCAGUGAAAACCAUAUUUGAUGUGAAAUGUGUAUCGAAAGACAAACGAAUGAUUGUAGGGUCACCACAGACACCAGUCCCCUUUUCCCUGAAGAAAUUAAUAGUAAAGAAGUUGCCAAAUCUGGAGUGUAUUUGGAAUGAAGAUCCUGAUGGGGUUCUGACAGUUCAACUACAGAAAGUACAUGUUGAAAGAUGUAAACGCCUUACAAGUUUGUUUCCAGCAUCCACAGCCAAAGAUCUUGUGAAACUUGAAAAUCUAGUGGUGAAGCACUGUGAGAAAUUGGUGGAAAUUGUUGCAGGCAUUGAAGCAGCCCCAAAAGGAACAAAUCUAGAUUUUAUAUUCCCCUGUUUGACCUCAUUGACAUUGUUGGAUUUGCCAAAGCUCAACUGUGUUUACUGUUCAUUGCAUUGUGUUCAGUUGAAGACAUUCAUAGGUCAAGAUCCACAAAUUGAGGAUCAAGUUUGUGCCGAAGAGGCUACAUCUCUCCUGGACAAUCUGUCACUCGGUGAAAAAGAAUUGAAGAUGAUUUGGCACGGACAAUGCCAGGGAACUCACAUCCGCAAAGUAAAAGUUCUUGAUUUGCAGAGUUUUAAUGAUUUAGAAGAACUGCCAUGUGGAUUUCUACAAAAGGUGCCCAAUAUUGAGGAGCUAGUAGUGAGUAAUAGUUCCUUUAAGGAGAUUUUCUGCUCUGAAAGACCUGAUUUCAAUCAUGCUGGAAUCUUAUCACAACUAAAAAGAUUGAAGUUAGCUUCUCUUUCAGAACUAGUUACCAUUGGGUUAGAGCACUCUUGGGUAGGAGAAUCUCUUCUAAAAAAUUUGGAAACCUUGGAAGCAAAAAGUUGUUCUCGUUUGAGAAACUUAGUACCAUCUGCAGUAUGUUUCUCCAGUCUGAAGCAUUUGACUGCAUCUUAUUGUAGUAAUAUGAUCCAUUUGUUCACAUGCUCAGCUGCCAAAAGUUUGGCUCAACUCGAGCAGAUAAACAUAUCCUGUUGUGAUUCCAUCGAAGAGAUUCUGUCUAGAGAGGAAGAUGAGUUUCAUCAUGAUGAGAUAAUAUUUGCGAAGCUUCAUAAGUUAAAUCUUGAAUAUUUGCCAAGACUCAAAAGCUUUUAUCAAGGGAGUGUCACCUUAAACUUCCCUUCAUUGGAGAAAUUAUCAGUAAUUCAGUGUCAGAGGAUGGAUACUUUCUGUGCUGGUACUUUAUGCACUAACAAAUUGUUAGAAGUGAAAUUCCAGAGGUAUGGAGAUGCUACCCCAUUGAAAGUUGAUCUCAAUCAUGUCAUACGCAAGUCUUUCGAAGCACGUGUUGCAGAAUUUGUUAGGAGUGAAGAGCAUUUGAAUCUUGUCGAUGAGCCACAGGUACAUGGAAUUUGGCAUGGUUCAUUUCCUGUCCCAUUCAGGUGCUUUGUCAAUUUGAAGUCUUUGAUCGUGGAAAGAUGUGAAUUCUUAUGCAAUGUAAUUCCAUCACAUAUACUUGGUUUGCUAUGUAAAUUGGAAGAACUGGUAGUACGUGAAUGCCAUUCCGUCAAAGCAAUUUUUGAGGUGAAGGAUAUAGCAAAGGAUGCAAAGUUAAAUACAGGACCAGGCAUAUCCCCAUUCUUUUGCUUAAAGAAAUUGACUUUUGAUCAGCUGCCAAAUCUUGAACAUGUCUGGGAUUCAGAUUCUGAAGAAGUUAUUGGCCUAGAAACCCUGCAAGAAGUAUGUGUUCAUGGAUGUGGCAACCUUGAAAGGCUAUUUCCAGCAUCAGUGGCCAAAAGUCUGGUGAAACUUGAGAAACUCGAAGUAAAAGAAUGCAGUAGGCUGAUGGAAAUUGUUGCAAAGGAUGAUGUAGCAGCUGAAGCACCUGAUGAAGAGUUUGUCUUGCCUUGUGUGACCUCCAUAAAACUGUGGUCAUUGCCAGAACUCAAGUGUUUUUACCGAGGUCCGCAUAAGUUGGAAUGCCCCAAGCUAAAACAAAUAAACUUGUUCCAUUGUGAAAAGUUGAAGAUAUUCACAUAUGACUCUCAAAGCUUCCUAAAAGAACAACCAGAUUUUCAAGAUAGCUCAAAAGCUCUUUUCUUGGUUAAAAAGGUCAUUCCCUCCUUGGAGUUUCUAGCACUCAGCAAGGAAGAGGCCAUGAUAUUCUUGGAUGGUCAGUUUCAUGUAAACCUCCUGCACAAAUUACCAGCUCUUCAACUGCAAUGCUUUCAUGAUGAUUCAGAUACUUUUCCAUAUGGACUACUUCAGAUGGCGCCCAACAUAGAAAAACUUUCUGUGAGUUGUUGCUCCUUCAAAGAUAUAUUCUGCUCUACAAGCCCUGACAUGGAUUGUGUUGAAAAAAUCCUUUCACGUCUAAAAUGUUUGCAAUUGAAUUCCUUGUCUGAGCUAAAUUCCAUUGGGUUAGAGCACAAUUGGGUGGACCCCAUUUCUGAAAAUCUUGAAAAAUUACAAAUAGACCAAUGCCAUUGUUUAAGGAACUUAGUACCAUGCGACAUAUCAUUCUCCAGCCUAACGGAUUUGAAUGUGUCACAAUGUAAUGGGCUUGUCUAUUUGUUUACACCCUCAACUAGCAGAACUAUGUGCCAACUAAAGAAUAUGUCCAUAGAAAAUUGUGAAUCAUUAGAAGAAAUAGUGUUUGGAGUGGUAGAGGAGUCAUCAAAGCAUGCAGAGGAGGAGAUAAUAUUUGAGAAGCUCAACACUUUGUCUCUUCAGUCUCUACCUAGGCUUGGAAGGUUUUACAAUGGGAACAUUGCUUUAAAUUUCCCAUCCUUGGAGCAAAUAUCAGUAAUCAAAUGUCGAAGGAUGGAGAGUUUCUGUGCAGGUACUGUAAGCGUGAACAAGUGGUCAACAAUUAAAUUGGAGGAAGGUGCUGUUCAACUGGAAUUUGACCUCAACUUUACCAUAUUGAAGGCCUUUGACUUGGCGGUAUGAGUUCAACUCCAAUGUUGGAGUGAGAACUAGACAUGAAGAGUGGAUGGGUGUGUAUGAAGGGCUUUGUACUACAGAAGUGUGUCACAUGUUUUAGGGGGCGAGUUUGUUUUCCUUAAAUCUUAUUGGUUGGGUACUCUUUUUCCUCUCUGGAGUUUUGUCCCACUGGGUUUUCUCCUUAGAGGUUUUAACGAGGCCUUACCAAGAGGUGCCGGAUAUGUUCACCGGUGGAUUGUGUCUUUAUUUUAUUUGUGUUUAAUGGUUUGUAUUUAUUUUUCUGUCGUGUGUUUAAGCCAUUUCAAUAAUUAUUGAGAAAAAAAAGGGUCUAAUAUGGUUAUAAGUUGUAAAGAUUAUGAUGAAGCAGAGCUAUGUUGUUCUAAAUAUUACUGUAACAUCUUAACUGGAUGAAAUGACUACUAAGAACGUUACUUUAUGCUGUUACAAAA
Molecule: messenger RNA, 10291 nt
Organism: Arachis ipaensis
Lineage: Eukaryota; Viridiplantae; Streptophyta; Magnoliopsida; Fabales; Fabaceae
Molecular function (GO): ATP hydrolysis activity; ADP binding
Source: RefSeq, a predicted model, not a curated record